Messenger RNA from Cheilinus undulatus (humphead wrasse), 6103 nucleotides. RefSeq names its product ribosomal protein S6 kinase polypeptide 1 (gene rps6kc1). Gene Ontology annotation, cellular component: early endosome. The transcript is spliced from 16 exons. The record is from RefSeq and is a predicted model, not a curated record. NCBI's taxonomy places the organism in Eukaryota, Metazoa, Chordata, Actinopteri, Labriformes, Labridae. Gene Ontology annotation, molecular function: ATP binding; phosphatidylinositol binding; protein kinase activity. Gene Ontology annotation, biological process: protein phosphorylation. Bases 53 to 3430 code for a protein of 1125 amino acids.
GAAUGUGUACGGCUAGCCGGCUGGUAGCUUUGGCAAUGUUGUUAUUCUCAGAAUGAUAUCGCAGCGUGACAGAGGAGAACUUGCUCGGUUUUAUACUGUCACAGAUCCCAAAAAGCACAAGAAAGGAUAUACUGUCUACAAAGUCACCGCAAGGAUAAUCUCCAGGAAGUGCCCCGAGGAUGUCCAAGAGAUAACAGUAUGGAAGAGGUACAGUGAUUUCCGGAAGCUUCAUCAAAACCUCUGGCAGCUGCACAAGAAUGUAUGUAGCCAGUCGGAGCUGUUUCCUCCCUUUGCCAGGGCCAAAGUCUUUGGUCGUUUUGAUGACUCAGUAAUUGAGGAGAGGAGACAGUGCUCAGAGGAUCUGCUUCAGUUCUCUGCAAAUAUCCCUGCUCUCUAUAGCAGUCAGCACAUCCAAGAUUUCUUCAAGGGAGGUGAGGUCCACGACGGCUCAGAGCUCAUUGGACCUGCAGAGCCCUUCUCUGACUUCCUAGCAGACAGUUUAUCUGACUGCAGCUCUGACGUUCAAAGAGAUAUUAGUGGGGCAGAUGAUUUGACUAUCACAUCAGAGUAUGGAGGCCCGUCAAGUGACAGCGAUCUGACCUCCCUGGCUGUGGAUUCAGACUCUCUCGCUGGGUUGGAUGAUGGCAUGGCCUCAGGCCGCACCUCCCCAAAUCAGCCACAGGGGGGAGCCACUAACAUUAGCAGCAGCUGCAGCCCUCGCUUGCCCUCCCUGCACGAACGCCGCACCCCAUCUCCCACCGUGGUCCCUGCCUCCUCAGCCCCGAACCCAGAGGUCAGCUGGCCAGGCCGAACAGCACUCUUCUCCGGCAGCCUGAAGAAAGCCAGCAGCAGCAACUCGAAGGACAUAAAGUCAGAUUACUUAGACAGAGCCAGUGAGCUCAUCUCUUUGGCUGUACAGAAAGAGAAAGAGCAGGACUUUCAGGCAGCUUUCUCUUGCUACCGCAGUGGAGUUGACCUGCUGCUGCAAGGAGUGCAAGGUGAGCCCAGUCCCACGCGGCGAGAGGCCGUGAAAAAGAAGACUGCGGAGUAUCUGAUGCGAGCAGAGCAGAUAUCUAGUCAGCAUCUGAGAAGCAACAUGGGUCAAGGAUCAACACAGACGGUGGCUCUGGGGGCACAGUGCUGCUCAUCCAGCAGCAGAGGAGGCCAGCAGAGUCCGUCUGAGGAGCUGAGAGCCUACAGGGUGCUCGGAGUCAUUGAUAAGGUUCUUCUGGUCAUGGACAAGAGAACGCAAGAGACGUUCAUCCUGAAAGGUUUAAGGAAAAGCAGCGAGUGUGGGCGGAUUAAGAGGACCAUCAUGCCUCACUCUGUGCCCCACAUGGUGCAGCUGAGGAAGUUCAUUGUUUCUGAAGAUGUAGUUUUCCUCCUGCUGCAUUAUGCUGAAGGUGGAAAGCUGUGGUCUCACAUUGGAAAAUACCUUCGUAGUUCCACCCCGGAGGAGAGUUUUGACAUUCCUUUUAUCCAAAAGAGCCACACGACAGCUGUUCAUUCUCCACGACACACUCUACCACGGUUGGAUACAGGUUCAGCCAGUUCUGGUUCAGGGCCGCUUGCUUGUUCUGAAUCUGCCUCAGGGCUGCAGAAAGAAGAGGAGAACAUCAUCACAACUCCUCAAAGAAGUGUUCUUCCGUCCAGGCUUAUUGAACAAAUCGGGGUCCAGUCUGACUCUGGAGCCAACUCUGAGGAGGAGUGCACUAACAGUUAUCUGACACUUUGCAAUGAGUAUGAACAAGAGAAAGUAGAACCAGAUGCACUCGAAGAGGAGGAAGAGAAGAGCGAGCAGGAAAUGCUGUCACUAGAGGUGCCCAACGCGACAACUACCACCACGUCUUCACGCAGCCGCUCACUGCUUAGCAACGACAGCCUCUCUUCUCCCAUCAGCUCUCAGGAACUUGGCUUUUUCACAGAGUCGUCAGACAAAAGCGGCAACACCGCUGACAAUGAGCAAUACCGCAACGACACCCAGGACAACAGUGAAGUCUUUAGUCCUUUACCGUCCCCUGCUGCUCCUCUCUCUUUGGACCAAUCCAAGCACACACCAUUGGAGUUCUUCCGUAUCGACAGCAAAGACAGCGCCAGCGAGGUGACCUGUCUGGACUUAGGAGAGCAGCGUCCCUCUCAUAAGCAGCUCUCAGUCUUUUCUACAUCGGACCUGGGCUCAGACGUCACUGAGGAUCUUCCCGAGCUGGCUCAGGAAGUCAAAAGUCACUGUUUGGAGCUGUGGGGGUUGGACUGCAGCGAUAAAGGCUCCAAUGAGUCAGUCCCAGUGAUUUCAUUUAAAGAGGCUGUCGUGGAGGAUGAGGGUCACCCACCUGACCUUUUAGUUAACCUGCCUGAAUUGAGCGGGACGGUCGACUCUUUACAAGACGAGCUCGAGUCUUCAGGAGUGUGCUUAGGCCUCGAGGCUACCGCAUCUCCUCAGAAAUUCAUCCAGCCUGACGUCCUACAGCUCCACAGCCAGCCUGAGGAAGAGGAGGAGGAGCAGCCGCUGGAGCAGGAGCUUUCAUCUUUCUGCACAGCUUCUGCAACCUGUGACAUCAGUGUUGCAUCUUCCUCCCCCUUCAACUCACUGUGGGAUGACUGCAGCUUGGCGUUUGCACAAGAAGCAUCUGACAAAAUGGUGGUGGAUCCCGCAUGCCAAAAUAAUGACCUCCCCCUUGAUCUUCCAGACACUGACUUGCUUAGCGAGAAACUAGAAGCCAGAACGAGCAUUAGUAAGGACUUGGUUCUAGAUCCCAGUGGGGUAAAUGCUGAUUCUAGCCUAGCCAAAAAUGGGAGUGAGGCAUGUGCAGAGGUUGAGAGUUUACCAGGUCUUGGUGGUAGAGUUAUUAGUACUAAAGAUGGCAGUGAAUUCGAUAAAGACGUAUCGCGGCUCUUCAAAGAGCUAGACGAGCUGUCGUUGGCUGCAUCCCAAGCCCAGAUCCCUGAGGAGUUUGUUCGCUGCUGGGCUGCAGAGAUGGUUACAGCCCUGGACUGUCUGCACCAGGAGGGAAUCAUCUGUCGAGACCUGAACCCCAACAACAUCCUGCUCGACCAUCAAGGUCAUGUUCAGCUUACCUACUUCUGCAGCUGGAGUGACGUGGAGGAGUCCUGUGACAAAGAGGCCAUUUCCAAUAUGUACUGUGCACCAGAGGUGGGAGGUGUCAGCGAGGAAACGGCAGCUUGUGACUGGUGGAGUUUAGGUGCCAUCCUGUUUGAGCUCCUGACAGGCAUGUCACUGCUGCGGUGUCAUCCAGCAGGAAUCAGCCGCCACACGGCUCUCAACAUCCCUGAGACUGUUUCAGAGGAGGCCAGGUCUCUGUUGGAGCAGCUGCUUCAGUACAAUCCAAUGGAAAGACUUGGUGCAGGUGUGGGAGGCGUGGAUGAUAUCAAAUCCCACCCUUUCUUUGCCAAAACAGAUUGGCCAAAAUAGGAAUUUUACAUUAUGAGACUGCAGAAUUGCAUUCUGUAGGACUGACUUCCGCUGACAAACUUGUCAGAGCAGACGGACAAAUACAAAGAUCUUAAAUAAUGAUGCAUUCCUGCGCAUAUCUCCUAUUUUUGUGCUACCAUACAGUCCCCAUGUACUCCUACUUUUUGUUUUUUACAGGAUUUGCCAAGACACAGUAUUACCUUUCUUGUAAAUUGCUUAUUUUACACAAGUUUCCUGUGUAACCUUAUAUUGUGUGGGGUACACUUAUCAUCAUGUGGUGCAAUAAUUUUCAAAGUAGGUGCAGGUACUGAGUGAUGAUCCACUACAGCAUUGUUGCUUUUACACUCCUUGUGCAUUAGCUUCCACACAAAUUAGAGUAAGGGGUGGCAUCUAUGUGAUUUAUUUUUGUGUGCAUACAUUAACAAUUGCAUGCUAAACCUUAACUGACACUGAUUUAAGUCACCUUUUGCUAAUGUCCAUGUGCAAUACACUGUUUGUUGCUGCCUGUAACACUCACAUCGUUCCUGUCAGAGCCCACUAAGAUUAGCCAGACUGAGACAGGUUUGGUUUUUAUUUCUGAGUGUUUUAUGCUCUGAUGAAGACAUUAUGUUAGAUAUGAUAAGUCAUUUACUUUGCCAUGUUUGCCAUCCUUUUCUGAUGCCUACCAGAGCACAUUUAGUAACUGAGACAGACACUAUGCAAUGCAAGGGGACAGAGCAGGAGUAUUUUUUUUUUUUUUUUUUUUUUUUUUUUCAAAUUAAGAUUUAAUUUAUGUCCAGAUUUGAUUUAUAUCUUAUUUAUGAAAGCAUAUCUGAAAAGAGGGCUGAGUUCAAUAGUGUUAUUGAAGCUUCUUUUGAGCGUAAAUAGACAGUUAUGAAACACUGAAAUUUGUUUUUUUAGUAAUUUUUCAAGUACAGAAUUACAAAGACACAAUCACCUUACAAAAAUUUAAACAAUUUACCAAGUCUGACACAAAAUUACUGUCUGAAACACUACAAAACUUCAAAGAAAUUUGCAAAGUCUAACAGAAAAAAGUUUGAAACACUUGAAAAACCUGAAACAAAUUCACAAAGUCUGAUAAAAUAAUUAUAAAGUCUGAAAUACCUAUAAAAAGCUUGACACAAAUUUACAAACUCCAAUAGAAAUUUCAAGUCUGACAAAUUUUUUAAAAACUUGGGUCACUUCUAGCAUUUAGUACAUUCCCAGCAUUUGGUACAUUCCCUUUCCAUAAGAUACAGUUUGUAAAUUUGUAACAUUUGCAAUUUCUUUUUUUUUCUUUUUGGUAAAAUGAAAAUUUUAAAUUGCAAAUGUUUGGGGUUUUUUUGCUUCAUGAAAUUUAAAAAUGUUUUAGCUUAACGUGUUUUAGAAUUUAUAAUUUUUAAAUCAGACUAAAUUUGUUUCAAGUUCUGAAAGUGUUUCAGACUUUUGAUUUUGUAAUGGACUUUUUUUGUAGAUUUGUCUUUUAUAAAAGAGUUUUGCUAAUGUAAUUUUGUUUUAUAAAAUAUAAAAAUAUUUUGGUUUAUGUAGAUUUGUUUCCAUCUUUGUAAGAGUGUUUCAGAUUUUGUAAUUUAAAAUUGCACUUCCAGUCCAUCGUAAUUUACUGGAAACAUAAUGCUCAUUUAUAGAAGUCUCUAUUUUUAAGGGGAACUCAGAUUUCCAGUUCACAUGAUAACAACAAAGGUAACAUUUCAAACUCUUUCAGACACCCAAAAUACCGUCAACAAGUAAACAGCUAGCCAAAAAGCAAUGAAAGGUUGCCAUUUUCUGAUUAAAUUAUCUUGUAAAUGUGGCAAAGGGAAGAUUUAUAUGCUGCCAAAACAGACUUUUUUACAUUUGAAACUUCACAUACUGCAAAGAUUCUCAGUAGUGAUCAUUUUGGUAACAGUACAAAAUUUGCAAAGAGAAAAGAGGUACCCCUUCAAUUACAGGCAGUGACAAAUAAACAUAAACCACAUCCCUAAUGGGAGCUUUAAAUGACAAAUCAUUUAUUCAGAAAGAAAGAUCAAAGAGAGAAAAAGCUUGACCUACACAACUAAAGCCAGCCCUUUUAUACAUUUAUGUUUUUUUCAAUGAAGAAAUAACAGCACUGAGUUUCCUGCAUGAAAGAAUAUCAUUUAUGUAAAAUACUUAAUGCUAUGAAAAAAUCUAUUAAACUAUAAAUAAUGUGUGUCAUGUAAAUAUACCUAUUGGAGGAUGUGCUGAGUUUAAGGUGCACCCAGGUGUCAAACAUUGUCAUUGACUCACUGCCACAUCAAUCAAACCCUUUCUUAAUUUAUUUUUUGUAACACAUCUUUUGCCACACAGAUCAAAUUUUUGAUUUUAUUAUAUCUGUCUACAAUGACUGAAUAACAUGUACAUGGUAAACAUUUAAUUUCAUUGCAAACCAUGUAACACUUUUUGUGUAACAGGAUGAGAUUUUUGAAGGAAUAUUAGAGCGAUUAUUAAACACAUCUGAACCCAUUUUUGUAACUUUACACAGAUAAUCACUCCUCUGUUAAUGCGCAACCCUCUUGUACUUCAUGCUAACGCCAGCUGACAGAUUCUGUAAACUACAAGUUCCAUAAUCCACCUAUUAACCCUUUUUAUCAGAUGUAAACACCGCAGUGAGAUCAUUUUUUUUAUUGAAUGUUCACUCGUGUGCGCCAUGUCAAUCUGGACAACAAUAAACAUACC